AUGGACGAGGAGGAGCAUGAGGUUUACGGAGGAGAGAUCCCAGACGUCGGAGAGAUGGAAGGAGACGUCGACAUGCCCGCCGCCGACGAUGAUGCCAGCGGUAUGAAGGAGCUCGACGAGAUGAGGCGGCGCUUGAAAGAAAUGGAAGAUGAAGCCGCCGCUCUUCGCGAUAUGCAUGCCAAGGUCGAGAAGGAGAUCGGUUCGACUCCAGAUCCUGCUGCUGCAGCUGGUUCUCAGGAUAACAAGGAGGAGGCAGAUGCUCGUUCUGUUUUUGUUGGCAAUGUUGAUUAUGCAUGCACUCCAGAGGAAGUGCAGCAACACUUUCAGUCAUGUGGUACAGUGAACAGGGUCACUAUCCUGACAGACAAGUUUGGUCAGCCUAAAGGUUUUGCCUAUGUGGAAUUUGUUGAAACUGAAGCUGUUCAAGAAGCUAUCCUGUUGACUGAAACUGAAUUACAUGGCCGACAAUUGAAAGUUCUGCCUAAGAGGACCAAUGUUCCUGGAAUGAAACAAUACCGUCCUAGGCGAUUCAAUCCUUACAUGGCGUACGGCUUCAGGAGGCCUUAUACUCCUCCUCACAUGUACUCCCCUUACGGAUAUGGGAAGGCUCCUAGGUUUAGAAGGCCAAAUCGUUACAUGCCAUACUAUUAG
Messenger RNA from Lathyrus sativus (Indian pea), 651 nucleotides. The record is from the annotation of a GenBank genome assembly. NCBI's taxonomy places the organism in Eukaryota, Viridiplantae, Streptophyta, Magnoliopsida, Fabales, Fabaceae.